Ceratosolen solmsi marchali is the source of this 1131-nucleotide messenger RNA. RefSeq names its product GDP-L-fucose synthase-like protein (gene Gmer). Gene Ontology annotation, biological process: nucleotide-sugar biosynthetic process. The record is from RefSeq and is a predicted model, not a curated record. NCBI's taxonomy places the organism in Eukaryota, Metazoa, Arthropoda, Insecta, Hymenoptera, Agaonidae. The transcript is spliced from 7 exons. The coding region runs from base 113 to 1081 and encodes 322 amino acids. Gene Ontology annotation, molecular function: GDP-L-fucose synthase activity.
AUAAAAUCGAAGAAAUGAAAAAACUUUUGUGAUAUUACGGCAAAUAAUCAGAUACCAGCCAGUUACAUGUCAUUACCUAGGAAUUUGCAGUUCCAACCGUAUAAAUGCAAACAUGCCAGGAGAACAGAAAAUUAUUUUAGUCACAGGGGGUACUGGCUUAGUUGGUCAAGCUAUUCAAACAGUCGUUAAGACCGACAAACUUGACAAUGAAAAGUGGAUCUUUGUUAAUUCAAAAGAUGCGGAUUUAUGUGACAAACAGAACGUAAGUAAAUUAUUCGAUAAAUAUAAACCUACGCACGUUAUUCAUCUUGCGGCUAUGGUUGGAGGUCUCUACUACAAUAUGAGUAAUAAUUUAGAUUUUUUGCGUAACAAUCUACACAUGAAUGAUAACGUGCUUCAAACCGCACACGAACACGACGUUAAAAAAGUGGUCUCUUGUCUUUCUACUUGCAUCUUUCCGGAUAAAAUAACGUAUCCAAUAAACGAGACAAUGGUCCAUAAUGGACCACCGCAUCCAUCAAAUUAUGGAUACAGUUAUGCCAAAAGAUUAGUCGAUAUACAGAAUAAAGGCUAUUACAAACAAUACGGUAGAAUGUACACGAGCGUAAUUCCAUGCAACGUGUUUGGACCUCACGAUAAUUUUCAAAAAGAUGCUAGUCACGUUAUUCCUGGAUUAAUGAGAAAGCUGUACGAUCUUUUACACGAUGAUAGUACAGAAAAUAAGAGUCUUACAGUUUUAGGGACUGGUAAGCCACUACGCCAAUUUAUAUACAGUAUAGAUUUAGCAAAACUGAUUAUAUGGGUACUCAGGGAAUAUAAUUCAGUGGAACCAAUCAUAUUAUCAGUCGAUGAGUCGGAAGAAGUAUCGAUAGCCCAGGCAGCUGAGGCGUUAGCCAAGGCAUUUGAUUUUAAAGGAAAUAUUAUAUAUGAUACGACAGCGGCUGAUGGCCAAUAUAAAAAAACAGCGAGUAACGCUAAGCUCAGAAAGUUCUUGCCAAACUUUUCUUUCACACCUUUUGAAGAAGCGAUUAAGGAGACUGUCGAUUGGUUUAAUGAAAACUAUCAUACGGCUAGAAAGUAAAUACAGGUUAUAUCAGUUUCUGAUGAACUGCUAAUAUUCCUAAUUACUUA